AUGGCGGAGUGCCGGCAUCCUCGACCCCCUGGUAGUAGUAACCGCGAGCGCCUAGCAGACGAUCAGAAGGCGAUGUAUCUGAUGAGCGUGACAACUUACCUCAUUAAGGUGCAUCUGUUGGCCAGUCACUUGUCGGUACCCGACCGAAACAGAAAUCUGUACGGUUCAAGUCCGAUCGUACUUCAGCACCUGCGGCAAUUUCAUCACAACUAUCGUCUCUUCGGGACGCAGCCAGAGACGUAUCUGAGGUACAUCUUCGUAAUCGGAAAGGUCUCUCUGGGAAAUGAGGAAUAUGAGGAGAUCGCUGUCCGUCAUUUCAGGGUCGCGUACAGACGUUGGAGCGGUGAAACGGUUGACUCUGGCCGUCAAGCCUUGCUCAGCCCCACCGAUAUCGUCUUGCCCAGGGGCUUCGAUCUUGCCCGAGAGCUCCACACUGCCAGUGGUCAGAAUCCCGAUCCGCGAUCUGGUUACGAGCAGUCCUACGCAAAUCCCUGGUUUUGGGAUUGGCGUGAUCGGCGAACCGAGGCGCAGACUCUGCUUGCUUACCUCAAGGUACCCUCGCGCAUGUGCAAUUCCUUCGAGCAUUCGUUCAGUCUGGACUGGCAUAUGGCGAAUUUUCACCGAUUACACCGGAGCUGCGGCGUUUCACCCCUGUGCUAUAUGCAGCGAGUUUUGGUCCUGGGCGAGGCAAUACUUGACGAUGAACCAUCCACAGUGGAAGCCAUGAUUAGCCACACAUUUCUUCCACAUUUUGCGAUUCUGUACUCUCAGUGGUCAGGGAUCAUGGUUGAUUGGCGCGUGGAUGCGGAAAUACAGCCGCUCAUACGCACGAUUUCCGUCCCAUUCGAUGUGGACAUGGACAAUGUCUGGAAUCGUGGUGGUCAGGGCGAGGCGGCUAUGCACUUCGGCAGCCAGCAGACGGAGAAUCUAAACCCCCCGCCGCCCGCCCCCGCGCCCAGCUCUUCCCUCCGUGGCAGCGAUCCCCUCGCGGCAGUGAUGCCUCGCAGCACGGAAGCGACGCCAAGGGCAACGGCCCUUCAACGACCGGAGAACAUCCUUGCCCGUUGGCAUCCUCUUGACGCCAAACGGAUCGAAGUUUGCGGCCUGAAGGGAUUAAACGCAUCCCUACUCGCCUCACUCUUGCUGCAGGAGGAUCAGAAACAUGACCUAUAUUCGCUGAAUACACAUCUGCUCCAACAUCUGGCCUUUUAUCAGCAGGAGAAAACAUUCUUCGGGACAGACGCAAAGACAUACCUGAACUGGGUUCUGGGCGCAUCAAAUGUGGAGCUCCGUAACGACAUGAAGGAGCGUUGGCUUGAGGUCUUGGAAGCAUCGCACGACCUGGACGAAUCCUUCACCGAGGAUGACACCAGUGACGACGAGUCAUAUAGUGAAGUCCUCCAACCCACGAGCCUGCGUUUAAUCGCGGCGGUCGUAAAGAGAAGGGGCGGAGAAAAGGCCACCGAGGGUAUCGUCCUCGCACACCCGUCUGCACACCCACUAUUCAUGUCGUGGGAUGAGCGGAACAAGGAGGCGAGUCACUAUCGGUACAAGGCAUAUCGAAUAACCCUCGAAUUUCAUCUCACGAACUACGACAAUCUCCGAAAAUCUUGUGGCCUGCCCGUUCGAGAGUAUCUGCUGCGCGUCUUCUCGCACGCCAACGUGUUUCAACAUCUCGAAGUGCCUGGAAUGCACUAUGACGGUUAUGUGAAUGUGGGGGAAAGCGGGAAGCCGUGCUGUAGCUGUAAAGGGUUGAACGACAUGAACCGCACACCAAAGCGGGAAGCCUUACCUUUGUGGCGAAACGAGGAAUCGUGUAUCGCACUUGCCAUCCUCCGGCGCAGCAUCGCAUUCGGUGCCGUAACACGGUUGCAUUCCAUGCAUCGCGACACUCAAGGUGUGGACGAAGAUGGAUGCCGCGAGGCAGCUGCAAACGAUUAA
Punctularia strigosozonata HHB-11173 SS5 is the source of this 1941-nucleotide messenger RNA. RefSeq lists its product as uncharacterized. NCBI's taxonomy places the organism in Eukaryota, Fungi, Basidiomycota, Agaricomycetes, Corticiales, Punctulariaceae. The transcript has 10 exons. The record is from RefSeq and is a predicted model, not a curated record. Bases 1 to 1941 code for a protein of 646 amino acids.